Messenger RNA from Suillus plorans, 936 nucleotides. RefSeq lists its product as uncharacterized. The transcript has a single exon. The coding region runs from base 1 to 936 and encodes 311 amino acids. NCBI's taxonomy places the organism in Eukaryota, Fungi, Basidiomycota, Agaricomycetes, Boletales, Suillaceae. The record is from RefSeq and is a predicted model, not a curated record.
AUGAGGGCAUUAGACAACGUACAUUACAACGAAUUUGACCUAUUUUAUCAGAAGGAUUGGUCCCUAUAUCUCGACGAUCGCUCUUCUAACCACAAGGACUCCCUUGCAAUAAUCCAGGAGAUGCGAGAUGCGACAGGCAUCAAUGCACAGGCCCUCAUCGCCUUCCGUCUGGGAAUGAGAGACGCCUGGGAGAAACUUCAAUGGGUGUCGGUCCAUGUCACCACAUGGCAGGAAAAUAUUGUAUAUUCAUUAUUUGUUAUCUUUGACGUCAAUCUACCUGUCAUUUAUGGCGAGAAGAAGAAACAGGAGCUUGGGAGGCUCUUGCAGGAGGUCGUAGCUCAGUCGGGUGACAUAAGUGCCCUGGACUGGGUGGGACAAUCAUCUGAAUUCAAUAGCUGUCUUCCGGCCAAUGUUACUCUAUACAAGGCUCCACCAUAUACCCUGUCAUCCCUGUCCAAAGAUGACAUUCAGGCAUUGAUCUCCUUCCUUCAACAUGUCAUGGCUGUAGAUUUGCCUCUGAAACUUUGCACCUGGCUUGACAAUCUGAACGCACCUCAUUUCAGGAACUGCAGACUGCAUCUUCCUUGCAUUGCAUUUCAUGUCACAGCACUCAAAUGGAGUCGAGCUCAUGACCGGGAGAUAUAUGAAGUCAAGGCUGAUGGGCUUCAUGAUCUGGUGAUCACUGCGGAAGACAAGCUGAUUCAGUUCUCAUCUCCACAACCCACCUUGCAGAAAUUCUUGCUUAUUUGUCCAUGGAAUCAUUAUCUCCUUGAACUUCCUGACUUUGCACAGUCAUCUAGCUUGGUGGAGCUGCCUGACCUUGACGACACGGAGAAUGAGAAAGGUUAUUGGCCCGCGCCUGGGUCUCCAUCACAGCAUUCAUCUAGUGAGUUCCCUGAAGCACAGGAGUCAGUUGAUCCAGAAUUGAGCGAUUGA